UCCAGCUCUUCACUUCAACACCAAAUCUACUGGCAACUUGCAAUAAAGCAUCUCAGGAUGGGCGAGCCUUUAUCAGUGACCGAUUACUAUGACGACUCCACCGAAACGAGUCACAGCGCCGACAUGUUUGAGAUGUGUGAGAGCAGCAGCGCCCAAGAGCUCCACAUCAAGGUGUUCCAGACGUGUGUCUUCGUCGUGGUUUUUCUGCUGGGGCUGCUGGGUAACUCCCUGGUGAUCACCACCUUCGCCCUGUACCGCCGCUUCCACCUGCGCUGCAUGACAGACGUCUUCCUGCUCCACUUGGCCAACUCGGACCUCCUGCUUGUGCUGACCAUACCUCUGCAGGCCGCUGACACCUUGCUGGACAGCUGGGAGUUCGGCACCUUCUUCUGCAAAGCCACCCGGGGCCUGUACGCGGUCAACACCUACAGCGGGCUGCUCCUGCUAGCCUGCAUCAGCGUCGACCGUUACGUGGUCAUAGUGUGGGCACAGGCCGCCCACAGGCUGCGGCGGCGGAUGCUGUUCUGCAGCAAGAUGGCUGCGCUGGGUGUGUGGGCUGUCUCCGCUCUCCUCAGCCUCCCCGAGAUCAUGUUCGCUCACGUGGAGGCCAGGGGCGACGGAGGAGGGGCACAGUGCGAGAUGUAUGUGUGGGUAAAGGAGAGCUGGCGGGUCAAGAUGGCCACCUGGGGCGCACAGAUAACAGGCUUCUGCGUACCGUUCCUCAUCAUGCUGUUCUGCUACGGUACAAUAGGCCGCACCUUGAUGCAAGGCCGGGGCUGGAAGCGGCAGCGUACUCUAAGGUUGAUGGCGGCUCUGGUGCUGGUGUUCAUGCUGUUCCAGCUGCCGUACACAACGCUGCUUUCCAUGAAGGCGGCCGGCCCGCCAGAGACCUGCGCCGAGUGGGGUCAGAUCCUGCUGGCGGAGUACACCACACGCAGCCUGGCCUACACCCGCUGCUGCCUCAACCCCCUGCUUUACGCUCUGGUGGGCGUGCGCUUCCGCAACGACGUCAAGAGUCUGCUCCGUGAUAUGGGCUGCCUGUGCCACGACUGGCUGAGCUCCAACGCCGAAAGCUGCUCCUCAGGCUCCCCCGGGUUGCCACCGCCCACCUCCAUCGUCUCCUGUCAUUCCUCCAUUUCGCCAACUGCCAGAGACCCCCUCUAUGUGAGUCACUCCACAGCAUUCCCCUAUCCGGAGCUUUCACAGUCCUGAACCCCCGGUCCCUGUUAAACCUCCUGGCUGACCGAGUACAGCUGCCUUUUUC
This is a messenger RNA of Conger conger (European conger), 1264 nucleotides long. RefSeq names its product chemokine (C-C motif) receptor 10 (gene ccr10). Bases 58 to 1212 code for a protein of 384 amino acids. The record is from RefSeq and is a predicted model, not a curated record. Gene Ontology annotation, molecular function: G protein-coupled receptor activity. Gene Ontology annotation, biological process: G protein-coupled receptor signaling pathway; immune response. Gene Ontology annotation, cellular component: membrane. Lineage: Eukaryota; Metazoa; Chordata; Actinopteri; Anguilliformes; Congridae. The transcript is spliced from 2 exons.